AUGAGUUCGCCUACAAAACUGAAUGUUGAUUCUUUCGGGGUAGAAGUGAGUCCAAUCUUGUAUAGGAGUAUCAUUGGGAGUUUACUCUACCUUACAGCUAGUAGACCAGAUAUUGCAUUUAGCAUGAGUGUUUAUGCUAGAUAUCAAGCUGCUCCAAAGGAAUCCCAUCUGACUACGGUGAAGCGAAUCAUACGAUAUAUUAAUGGAACUCCAAAUUAUGGGUUAUGGUAUUCAAGGACUCAAAUGCUUGCCUUGCUGGUUAUUCAGAUGCAGACUGGGCUAGAAGUGUGGAUGAUCGAAAGAGUACUUCAGGUGGCUGCUUCUAUCUUGGUAACAACCUUGUUUCUUGGAUGA
Molecule: messenger RNA, 354 nt
Organism: Quercus robur (English oak)
Lineage: Eukaryota; Viridiplantae; Streptophyta; Magnoliopsida; Fagales; Fagaceae
Product: secreted RxLR effector protein 161-like
Exons: 1
Coding region: 1-354 (117 amino acids)
Source: RefSeq, a predicted model, not a curated record